GCACCGGAAGUGGCCGGACCCAAAGCCGAGGGACCUGGCGGAGCGGAAGUCACUCCUGAGGCAGUGGCGACAGCGGCGGCGAGAGGAUGAACAACAAGUUCGACGCCUUGAAAGAUGAUGACAGUGGGGACCAUGAUCAGAAUGAAGAAAACAGCACACAGAAAGAUGGUGAGAAGGAAAAAAUGGAACGAGACAAGAGUCAGAGUAGCAACAAGAGGAAGGCUGUUGUCCCUGGACCAGCAGAGCAUCCCCUGCAGUACAACUACACUUUCUGGUAUUCCAGGAGAACCCCUGGCCGUCCUACCAGCUCACAGAGCUAUGAACAGAAUAUCAAACAGAUUGGCACCUUUGCCUCAGUGGAGCAGUUCUGGAGGUUUUAUAGCCACAUGGUACGUCCCGGGGACCUGACAGGCCACAGUGACUUCCAUCUCUUCAAAGAAGGAAUAAAACCCAUGUGGGAGGAUGAUGCAAAUAAAAAUGGUGGCAAGUGGAUUAUUCGGCUGCGGAAGGGCUUGGCUUCCCGGUGCUGGGAGAAUCUCAUCCUGGCCAUGUUGGGGGAGCAGUUCAUGGUUGGAGAGGAGAUCUGUGGUGCUGUGGUCUCUGUCCGCUUUCAGGAGGACAUUAUUUCAAUAUGGAAUAAGACUGCCAGUGACCAAGCAACCACAGCCCGAAUCCGGGAUACACUUCGUCGAGUGCUUAACCUACCUCCCAACACCAUUAUGGAAUACAAAACUCACACCGACAGCAUCAAGGCCUGGGAGGAGUUUCAUGGCCUGGUGAACAGCAGCGGCCGCUGAUCGGACGCUCCCCCUCUGUCUCUCACACUCAGGGGACAAUUCAAGCUUUCGAAAUACAAAAAUCACAUUGUGAAAGUACACAAGCUGGCAAUAAUCCUUUUCUGUAUGUGUGUGUUUGUCCGAAAUGGAUGGCAGGCCUCCAGCCAGUCCUUCCAUCUGCUUACUGAAGGGACGUCCCUGAGCCGCGUGCUCCCUUUUGCACUCAUUUCUGGAGGACGGAUUCCGCUAGACACCCUCCAGCAUCGCUGACUUUAUAAAGCGGAAAAAGAGAAAACGUGACUUUGUAAUAGACAAACAUUGUUUUUUAAUGGGGUUCUGUGGGGGGAGUUUAGCCUUCGGUUUUGCUGUGUGCUGUCCAGAUGCCUCUCGGUAUCCUAUUGUGCUCUUCUCAUGCUGGAUGAAGGGCAUCAUGACCACGUGUACAUGCCAGAGCCGUCGAUGAGGGGGAUCAGUAUUAUGAAUGUCUGUGCAUCCAGGAAAAGCUUUCUGUUGGAGAGUCCCGGAAUAGCUGUAUAUGCUCUCUUGUAGCUCUGCCAUUAAAUUAUUGGGACAUUUUGUUUCCUUCUCUCCCCCCUUCCCCCAUGCCCACCACUUUCUGAAAAUGUGUUACUGAUGUGAUGACUCUUCAGGAUUUUGUAUCAUCUGCCUUAUGCCCUCCAGUCGCCCUUCCUGUGGGACUUUCUCCUUCUCAGGCACUCCUGCACUUAGAAUUGUAAUCCAGUGGGUCAUGCUAGUUUCACUGAGGCAUCUUAGAGUAUAUGCUUUGGUAAAUUAAGCUGAAGCAGAAUCCAGUUAGAUUAGGAGCUAGAUUGUAAUGUAGUUUACAAGUGCAGGAUUUGGAGGUGAGGGCAGUGACUGAAAUCAUUUUCCCAGAAGAGCAGGGCCUGUGUGUCAAGUCUGUUUCUGUGGGUUCUUUCAUGUCCCUUAUUGAGGAAGGGAAGCAAAAGCUGGUUAUUGCCAGGUGUUGAUAUUUAAUAUGUUAAUUCUAUGAUCCCGAAACUGGGACAUUUGAAGAAAAGGUGACCUUGCUGGAUGGCUAUAUUUGCAUGGCUGUGCCUGUCUGUGGUGGUUGGAAAACCCUACUUUCAGUCUUCAUCACCUGGUAUGUAUGUUAGCAAAUGUGUGCUGAUCCAUAAUGCCCAGACAGAAACCUUGAAGGCGACUGCACGCAUGCUUAAAAAUGACCAGUCACUCAUCAGAGAAGCAAAGUAGUCUGACUCCAGAAGGACUGAAGAGAAUCAAAAGAGCACCUAGGAUUCAAAUAAGUAAUGAGUAAGAGUCCUACAGCAGCCUCCAAUGAGCACUGUCUUACUUGGCUCUUGUGAGCAAAGAUUGCAGUACCUUAAAUUAAGGCCUCUCUUUAAAACAUAUCCUUGAAGGCCAGGGGGAUCCUUAGCCACCUGGUCUCAGAGAAAUCAUGUGAGAGUAACAUGAAUUUCCUUAUCAUAUUUAUGUUACUCUCUUCCUACUUUCCAACUCCUGAACAUGCUCUAAUUACCACUGUUUGGGGAUGCUUUUCCCUGAAAGAACAGGGGAAGUACAGAGGCCAAAAGGGAGGUGCUUCCGUUACAGGUUAAGUUAGAUAAGAAGAUCUAGCAGUGAUUGGAACUCCAGGAAUAUGAGGAAUGCUUUCUGGUGUCCAGACAAUUGUGAAGGGCUCAGGAAAAUACAGGAGCAACACUGGCGACAGCAGGGAGGAAAGGCUGCCUCCUGAGAUUUGUUCAGAGCCCGGGGAGAUCUUCACUUUUGCCUAAACUCAGAUUUGCCAUGAAAAUUCCAAAGAAAGCAGACAUUUGGAUUUGCCCUCCUUUGGGCAUCUAUCUGACUGUUGUGCAUACGUAUAGGUGCAUAUGUGUACAAUGUGUUGAUGAGUGAUGGUUUGGUCAGGCCUGGUGGGUAGGUGUGUUGUCCAUAAUUUUGCUUUUUUGGGGGGUGGUUCUCAUUUGUUCAGAUUUUUGCAUCUCUUAUGUUUUCUAGAACUGCUCAUGUUUCUCCUUCGUCUUUGUCUUUGUAGUAUUUGAUGGUUAUUUUUUUCCCAGCAAAAAUAUGCUGGGAGAACCCAGUGUUCUCCCAGAACAAUUUAUCCAAACCACCCAUUUUUUCCAAACUAGCUUGAGAGGUCUUUUCAUUUAUUUUGACUUAAACAGGCUGAGCUGUAACACUUUUAUGGCUAUGGUAUCACCUGUUCUAGAGACAAAGGGAAAAAAGGCCUGCCAGGGCCAACAUAACCAGUGUGGUGGGUUGCUGCCGGAGAAUGGGAAGUAGGUCUCUACUUGGCACAGUUGGGGCUGUUCUCCCCUGACCUGUUUGCUGGGUUCUCUGUUUGAAAUUGGCCCUUACUUCUCUCCAGGGCUCACCAAUCACAUUGUAUCCUUCUGUUUGCGCACACGUGCGUGUGUGUGUGUGUGUGUGCGUGUGUGUGUGCAUGCGUGUGUGUGUGUGUGUGUGUGUGUUCCCUGUGACAGUGGCAGUGGCAAUAAUUUUCCACCCAGAGAGAAGCUUGUGGUCCGUGAUGCUCCAAGAAUGAAUUUCCAAGUGUUUGCCAGUGGAGAAGGAGCAGAGGCUGUGACAAGAGUGUUUGGUGUUGCACUUUCAGAGCAGUUGUCUACUGCAGAAAUAAAUGGAAAAUAUCAGCAAGAA
Molecule: messenger RNA, 3437 nt
Organism: Cynocephalus volans (Philippine flying lemur)
Lineage: Eukaryota; Metazoa; Chordata; Mammalia; Dermoptera; Cynocephalidae
Gene: EIF4E2
Product: eukaryotic translation initiation factor 4E family member 2
Exons: 8
Coding region: 87-797 (236 amino acids)
Biological process (GO): translational initiation
Cellular component (GO): eukaryotic translation initiation factor 4F complex; cytoplasm
Molecular function (GO): RNA 7-methylguanosine cap binding; translation initiation factor activity
Source: RefSeq, a predicted model, not a curated record